AAACCUAUCAUGUUUAUGUAUUCUUCUUUUUUUUGAGUAAUGUUUAUGUAUUCUUCUUAAAAAUUGAUAAAUCCUAACGAGAAGCCGAUGGGAUUAGCCUAACACGAAGUGUAGGAGCCUUUGGAAGUCGAUAAAGUAAAAAAGAAGAAGAGAAAACAAGAGCCACUAGUAAGGAAAAGGGGAGAAUCAAAAAAUGAAAGCACAAAAACUGAUAAAGAAAACAAGAUUUGCAGAAAAGGAGCCAAUACAGAGUUUUGUGGCUUAAAAUCCCUCCACCUUUGCUGAGAUGUCAUGUCUCUCCCACCACUUCCUCCUAUUUCUUUUGCCUACUACUACUGCUCUGUCGCAACUGCAAACCAAACUAACAAUUACAAGAAGCUCCCCUGAGACAGAAAAAAAAAAAACAAUCUUUUCUUCCUUUGAUUUUCUUGACAAACAGAUCAAGAAAGACAUGUCAGAAGUUAAGGACCCUAGUAUCAAGUUGUUUGGCAAAACCAUUCAAAGGUUUGAUGCUCUUCUGCAUCAUGAUAAGCUCAUCUCCUCUUCUAAGGAUCCAAUUCAAAAUACUCCAAUUCAUUUAGACGGAAAGUUCAUGAAAACUAAAGAACAAGGUGAAUGUAUUGAAUUGAUAGACGAGGACCCCAGAACACCUGAUAGUUCUGCAGAAGAGUUGAUAGGCCAGGAAACAUCAUCAGGUAUGACUGAAGAUCCUAAAAUACCCAACGACAACAAAGAAACCGUUUCACUUGAAACAGAUAAUAAAGAAGAUCAAAGUGACUUGAGCAACUCUGAUGGAAAGACACUGAAAAAGCCUGACAAAUUACUCCCUUGUCCCCGAUGCAACAGCAUGGACACAAAAUUCUGUUACUACAACAAUUACAAUAUUAGCCAGCCUCGCCAUUUCUGCAAAGGCUGUCACAGGUACUGGACAGCUGGAGGUACAAUGAGAAACGUGCCUGUUGGUUCUGGUCGUCGCAAGAGCAAAAGCUCCACGGCUUCACUUUAUCGUCAUAUAUUGACUUCAGAUGCAGUCCAAGUAGCUAGGGCUGAAGCUGCAAAUAGGAUCAACCAUCCCACUGCCAGCGUCCUAACGUUUGGCUCAGAACCGCCACUCUGUGAAUCCAUGGCCUCUUCAUUGUUCCUUGCCAAUAAAUCACAAAACUGUGUCAAAAUCGGAUUUAACAGUGACAAGCAACAAACUCCAGUAACUUAUAGAAAUGGAGAAAAUGCAGAUGAUUAUUCCUGUGGAUCUUCUAGCACAGUUCCCAAUCCAAUCGAGAAGGGAUUUAGUGGUGGUCCGGAAUCAGUACUACCAACCACUGUGCAGGGAUCACCUGUCCAUGUACCUUGCUUUCCUAUGCCUCCUUGGCCAUAUCCAUGGAAUAAUGCUGUUCAAUGGAGGCCUCAGACACCACCUACUACUGGUCCUUCAGUAUAUCCUGUAUCUUUCUAUCCACCGCCGCCCUACUGGGGUUGCAUGGUACCAAAUUCUUGGAACAUGCCAUAUCCAUCUCAACAACCAUCAUCACCAAACCACCCUGCCCUUAGGUCCAGUCCCAAUUCGCUUACACUGGGAAAACAUUCCAGGGAUGGAGGCAUGUUACGACCAUCACAGCCAGGAAUGGGAGAUCCCUUGAACAAAAAGGAUCCAAUAAGACGCUUGCUGGUUCCCAAGACCUUAAGGAUUAAUCAAUCAAUUGGAGCUGCUCAAAGCUCUAAAUGGCCAACCUUAGGAAUCAAGACUGGAAAUACUGAUUCAGGCACUGGGGCUAGCCUGACUAAUGCCUUCUUGCCUAGAGCCACCAAGAAGAAUCACAUAAUGGAAACAUCUCAGGUAUUGCAAGCAAACCCUGCAGCCAUGACUCGGUCAUCUAACUUCCAUGAGACCACAUAAACAAAACUGAUUGUUCAUGUAUGAGUUUUUCGACGACAACAUUGAUGGAUCGUACUGGUGUUAGAUAUUUUUAAAGGCUUACCACCAAAGUGCUUUUUAACCCUUUUCUUUACUUGGUCAUAAAUCACACUCAGAUUAAUAUCUGGAGACGAUCUGGCAGUGCUCUAAUCUGGAGAUAGUGCCAUAUCUGAUAUGUGAAUUAGCUGCUCCUCUUGCAUUAGAUUCUCAACUUGUAUAAGUUACUUUUUCUCCUUAGUUGCCAGAAAAGGUUGAUGCAGAUAGAUAGAUAAUGGAAGAUAAAAGGAAUAAAGGUAGGGAAGAAACAAAGAGAUUCUUGUUGUACCACUGAGCAAAUGCAGUUGAAUAAUUAUAAAUCGAAUUUGGUUCUUCA
This is a messenger RNA of Daucus carota subsp. sativus, 2285 nucleotides long. RefSeq names its product cyclic dof factor 2. Gene Ontology annotation, molecular function: DNA binding; DNA-binding transcription factor activity. NCBI's taxonomy places the organism in Eukaryota, Viridiplantae, Streptophyta, Magnoliopsida, Apiales, Apiaceae. The record is from RefSeq and is a predicted model, not a curated record. The transcript is spliced from 2 exons. Gene Ontology annotation, biological process: regulation of DNA-templated transcription. Bases 287 to 1894 code for a protein of 535 amino acids.